GGGUAGGGAAUGCUCAGCCCCUACCCUGUGCCGGGACCUUUAAAGCUCAGAUCUGAAGAUUUCCGAAGCUCGACCUGCGAACUUAGAGCAGGACUAGUCGUUCCACAGACAUAAGAGACGGAAGUCAAUCAGUAGUUGUCAGACUCGGAGUGGCGCUGGUCUGGAACGGCUGUUCGCCUCGCUUGGAUUGCAGCGAGAAGCUGUCGGUCGAUCUCAAAGCAUAUCGACUCAGAAAUUAAGCGCAGGGAAGAGAAUCGGAGAGAGCGAGGCACGGACCGUCGUCAUAUCCAUCCAGCAGCUAGAAAAAUAGGAUAGAUACGGCCACAUUACGCACGAGUCAGCGUUCGAUCGAUGGGGUCGGACACUGCCGCUGCGCACACAUGGAAAGAUGCAGCAACCGGGAAGGAAAAUUCGCUGAACGCCUUCAAUCACUACGGCAAGCUGGACCCGAACAAUGCUAGCUCGGACAACGUGCUGGCCAGUAACAAGUGCAUUCCCAUCAUAUCUGCUCCGAAAGUAGCCGAAGAGAGUAGCGUCCGCACACGUCGUCGCGUGGCAAUUAUCGGAUGUUUGAGCGUCCUCUUGGUCGCCGUCAUAUGCACGGCCAUCGUCGUCCCCCUGGUCAAGAACGGCAGCAAGAACGCUGACAAUGAGAGCGUCCCGGGAAUGAUAGUCACUCUCUGCAACACCACUCUCUACCCCCAGACCUGCGAGGACUCCCUGCAGUCCGGAACUGGUUCAGAUCCUCCCGUCACUGACUCCAAGGACUUGGUGCAGAAGUCCGUCAAUGUGGCUCACUUCCAAGUCACUGACAUGAAGGUGGCUGCCACCAAUCUCAGCUCCAGCGAGACCGACACCAAUCUCCUGGCAGCUCUGAGUGAUUGCGAGGAGCUGUUGGACGAUGCACUGGACAUGCUCAACAGAACGUCGAGCCUGAUGCAGUCGCUCAACCUUGCUUCCGUGCCGGAGCAGCUGGAGGACCCCGUAACAUUCAUGAGCGCCGCCCUGACGGACCUCACGACGUGCGUCGACGGCUUCGAGGAUCUGGCCAACAGCACUGCCAGGGAUGAAAUGACCAAGUUGGGAGCUUCUGUGAACCAGUUUCUCAGCAUUGCGCUCUCGCUCGUGAACAGCCUUACCAGCGUGGGCGACGAUUUGUCCAAAUGGACGCAACUCUGGCGCGACCGAGGCCUGCUAGAACGCCCCGAGCAGGCCACGGAUGACGUUCUUCCCGACUGGAUAGGCGCACACGCCCGCCGUCAUCUGGCGAGCAAUUCGUUCAAGGUGAACGUCGUGGUUGCGCGCGACGGCAGUGGAAAAUACAAGGACAUCCAGGCAGCGAUCGAUGCAGCUCCGGAUAAGGGUUACAAGCUCUACGUGAUCUACAUCAAGAAGGGAAUCUACUCGGGGCAAUUCGAGGUUCCCAAGUCCAAGACCAACCUCAUGUUCCUGGGAGAUGGCAUAGGGCAGACGAUCAUCACCGGCAGCCGCAACGUGCAAAUGGAGGGAGUCACCACCUUCCUGUCCGCCACAUUGAUCAUCAAGGGAGCAGGAUUCAUCGGCAAGGGGUUCACAGUUCGCAAUACAGCGGGGCCCCAGAGUCACCAAGCCGUGGCCAUGCGAGUGUCUGCUGACAGGGUCGCGCUGUGGCAGUGCUCGUUCGAGGCCUACCAAGAUACGUUGUACGCGCACUCGUUGAGGCAGUUUUACUACCAGUGCACGAUCGAAGGGACCGUGGAUUUCGUCUUCGGCAACGGAGCGGCGUUGUUCCAGUCGUGCAGCCUGCGUCCUCUAGUUCCGCUGCGAGGCCAGCAGAACACAAUUGCGGCGCAAGGAAGAACGGACCCCAGUCAAAAUACUGGAUUGAUGUUCCACAACUGCACCUUGGACGGAGGCAAAGAUCUUCAAAGAAGCAUCAGCAUGUACCCCACGUUCCUGGGCAGGCCCUGGAAGCAGUACGCUCGUGCGGUGUUCAUCAGAUCUUAUCUCGGCAAGGUGAUCAAUCCUGCGGGCUGGCUCCUUUGGCAAGGGGACUGGGCCUUGCAAACCUGUUACUACGCCGAAUUUCAAAACCGGGGACCGGGGUCCAGUACCAAGCAACGAGUCUGGUGGUCGAAGCAGGUCAAGAGCGCCAACGAUGUGAGCAAGUAUGGUAUUCCCAAGUUUCUGGGCGGUAAUUACUGGUUACCUGCCACCAACGUACCUUACGAGAGUACGAUUUAUUCUUGACACCAUCUCCGCUUCACAUCUACGUCAUUCGAAGAAACUGUGGCAACGUCGGACCGGUCGAGCCGAAAAGAAUGCCCUUGGAACCCGUCGCCCGUAUGCCAUUCGCAGGUUGUCGAAAUUGGAAAUGACCAUAGAGUGAGAAUGAAAUCUGAGGGAGACGACGUACGCAAGGGUGUCGACAUAGCUCUCGAUACACCAAAUUGCCUUUACAACUGCUGUAAAGAAGUUUCGUCGACCUCGUCUUCCAACUCAACACGUUCACAGUUAUAGAGCUCAGCAGCCCUUCUCGCGUAGGAAAAUGAAGUUUUAGACUGUGAUCUGUCUGUCCGUCUCUCUGUCUCUCUUUCUCUCCACUCACGGCAUUCACGAGCAGACUGAAACCUUUGAUCCCUCAUCGACUUCUAAAAGCCUCCGAGGUCCAGUCUGCUCCGACUUAGUGAUCAUCCUCAACAAACUCAGAACAAAACCUUUCAAGAGAAACCUGUACUAGCAUCUGUUGAUGCUGGAAGACAAUUUCAUGACCCAGAAACUCAAUUACUGUAUUGUAUCUUCGACAAUGGGCCUCCUUGGAGAUUUCAGCCGGGCGACUUAUCUUGUCAGUCUCACCUUGCCUUGGCUGCUUCUAUGCGCCAAUUCAAUGAGUAUGCAGCAAAGUCGGAGCAAUGGGUCUCACCGGAUGCGACUAUAUGUUAGUACAGCGGGAAGUAUAUAUGGGGUGAGAUACUUUUACAUGGUGGGGCAUCUUUCUCUUCCGGGACAGGUUUCCAGGCUCUCGAACCUACGGUCCUGAAGGAGACUUGAGUUCCUCGGAUUUCGAGUAUUACAUCUUUAUGUGUUCAUUAGAAAGGCUAGAUAGAGUUCGCACCCCUUACAUUAGCAUUAGAUAGAGGUUAACGAUUGACUUCAGAAUUCAAACCAAAUUAUAGACAGUUGCAAAUGAACGAGGAGGAUUCCUCAUUUUCACUUACUAAAGCAUAGAAAAAUUUCUUAUUAAAUCACAUGUUUCAAAGGUUGCUGCAGAACAUUCUGCUAUUAAUAUUUGGAGUAGCGUAGAAAACAAGCAGAAAUUUGAAAAUUUAAGUCCGAGUAAUAAUAAAAUUGUAAGUGCGCUUGAUCUGCGCAUUUUGCAUCUAGAACUUCAA
Messenger RNA from Marchantia polymorpha subsp. ruderalis, 3371 nucleotides. NCBI's taxonomy places the organism in Eukaryota, Viridiplantae, Streptophyta, Marchantiopsida, Marchantiales, Marchantiaceae. The record is from the annotation of a GenBank genome assembly.